Messenger RNA from Gaeumannomyces tritici R3-111a-1, 2639 nucleotides. RefSeq lists its product as hypothetical. NCBI's taxonomy places the organism in Eukaryota, Fungi, Ascomycota, Sordariomycetes, Magnaporthales, Magnaporthaceae. The transcript has 5 exons. The record is from RefSeq and is a predicted model, not a curated record. Gene Ontology annotation, molecular function: ATP binding; ATP hydrolysis activity. Bases 234 to 2486 code for a protein of 750 amino acids.
CAGUAGGGCGGGGGUCGGGUGUCCUAAAAGAUGGGUAGGCUGGGCACGAACUACAGGCCCAGAUAUAUCAGCCAGCCUGCUGGGAUGAGUCCUGCCAAGGAACCCGGUCCCCUUGAGCACUUUUGAAGAUUUUAAAUGAAUUAAGCCUGCACCACGCACCCUUGAUCAAGCCCUAGUCUUAGCGUGUCGCCUCAAACCCACGAGUUGUGAUUGACCUGGUCCCUCCAGCGUCAAUGUCUAUCUCGACUGACUACGCUUCAGGAGGGUCUGCGACACCUCCUCAGCUUAAUCCUAGCGUGGGCAUUCUCGGGAAGCGGCGUCAAGCAGAGCCACCGACCUUGGACCCAAUCCUUCCGGCCGACCAGAUCGGAGGCAAUACGGUAGCUUUACGACCCGAGAAGCGUCAUCGCCACAGCGGCCACCUGAACGAACAGCCGGCUAUUGCGUCAGUAAUCAUCCACACGGUCCUAUGUCCGCGUUCCGCCGACGGCCACAAGAGGCACGGUUCCCGGACCCUGUUCCUAGACCAGCCUCGUCUGUUUGGGGGGGACACCAAAGCGAGCGCCCUGCGCGGUAGACAUCCUGCCAACGACGACAUCGAUGAUUACCUUGCGGCAGAUUCCACCAGCUUCGUCGUGGUCCGGAACUACGACUGCGCAAAGUUCCAUAAGUCGAUCCAGGACAGCUUCACGAGGUUCCCACUGCCGGUCGCCGACCAUGAGGCGCCUGCGGAGGCCCAGCCCUACUUCUACUUCCUGGAGCAUGAUACUACGCCCGCGGAGCCUUUGGCCGAGUCCUUCCUGAUCACGCCCGCCUUCGAGGACGCGAUGGGCGAAUUAGUGAAGCUCGAGCCGCUACCAUUCGCGGAGUGGCAGGCGGCGUUAAAAUCGCCGUACCUACAUGCCUUCCACACUCGCCAGCGAAUGCAAAUCCUGACAAACGAGUGUCUUGACGAGAAAGGAGCGGCGUAUGUUCUCUCGUUCCUAGCUUACACCGAGGGUUCGUUCGGGGCGCAAUACUGCGCCGCCGAACACCUGUUUUCGCAGGGGCUAGUCACUCGCGAGCACUUCAACAAGCUAUUCGGCCCGAACGAAGUUGUCGUGAGCAUCGAGGGGGGCGAGCCAGAGGCCUUCGUCGCGACUGUGUGUCACUCCAGCUUUAGUAGCCAAGAGGUACAGCUGGACUGCUACCACUGGUCGUUCGAUGGCGCUUUUCACAAGCAAGAAAAAGACCUUCGGAUCUUAUGGCCAGUUGAGGGCGAUGGCCCAAUCCGUAUCACGGACCUGAGCACGUACCCGCUGAGGUAUGACUCCACUGGCGAGCUAACGAAGACGCUACGGGAGCGAGGCAACAUGUUCUGGUCUUGCAGACAGCGGAGGUUCCUUGGAUAUGCUGACCCAAAACCCUCAUCCGGGCAACUGUCGAAUCCUCGGUAUAUGAUUGACCUAGUCACAUAUCAGGAUUUACACAGCAAUCAACAAGACCAACUGGUGGACCGUCGGGACGACCUUGGAAAGGACAUGGUGGGGUUCAGUCAGCCUCCCAAGGACCCCUUCGUUCUGCUCCUGCCUUCGAAGAUUCUAGGCUUUGGACUACAUGACAAAAAAUGGAGAACGCUGCUGGUUAAGCAUCUCCAUCCCAUAAAGUGGAACAAGAAAGCUUUUGAACGCCUUGUCCUAGACUCGGAGAAGAAAGAGCUAAUCGAGGCCAUGGUUCGGGUUCACGUUUCGUCCAGCAUGUCUACUGACGUCAUCGAGGGCAAGGGCAACGGGCUCAUCAUCCUCCUCCAUGGGGGGCCCGGGACGGGCAAGACUUUGACGGCCGAGAGCGUAGCAGAGCUCGCGGAGAAGCCGCUGUAUCGGGUAACUUGCGGGGAUGUCGGAACGGAUCCCGAGAGCGUGGAGACGUACUUGGAGCGCGUGCUGAAUAUCGGUAGCACCUGGGGAGCUGUUCUUCUACUGGACGAGAGCGACGUUUUCCUCGAGGAGCGAGAGAAGACCGAUCUCCAGCGGAACGCGCUCGUGUCCGUUUUCCUUCGAGCUCUCGAGUAUUACGAAGGCAUCCUAAUCUUGACUUCCAAUCGAGUCGGCAUUUUCGACGAGGCAUUCAAGUCCCGUGUCCAGCUAGCGCUGCACUACCCGCCGCUGGAUUAUAACGGCCGGCGGGAGAUCUGGAAUAGUCUCAUCUGCCUGCUCAGACAGCAGCAGGACGGCGCGUCAACGGGACUGGCUGAGGGCGAGAGCUUCAACAUCGACGAGCUACGGGACAAGCUCGACAUCCUGGCCAAGGAAAACCUCAACGGGCGGCAGAUCCGCAAUGCCAUCACUACCGCCCGACAGCUCGCCCGCUUCCGGGAAAAGCCCCUUGGGUACGCGCACCUGAGUCAGACAAUCCGAAUCGCGAACGAAUUCGAGGCCUAUGUUGAGAAAACACAUGGGCAUAAUGCGGGGGAAUACGCGCGUGGGUCGGGUGUGCGGCUGGAGUAGCUGGCGUGAGGCGGGAUCGACUUCUCCCGUAGGGCGCUUGUUUUGUGACUUUUUUUUGGGCAAUCCCUGUCAUGGUCGGAGUUGCGGUUUUGUUUUUGCUUUAGAUAGGAACGAGCGGAGCAUGGAGCGUAAUAGCAAAUUUUUUGUUUCCAG